AUGAAUACUUUCACUAAAUUUCCUGAAGAUGACGAAAUCGCGAAUCAUAAGAUUAAGGCUUUGGAAUUGAAUGCUUCCCAAUUUUAGGCGAAAAUGAAACCACUAUUUAACGAGAACACUAAAUUAAAGCAACAUGUUAUCAGUCUUAACUUCUAUAUAGAGGAACGCAAAUUAUAAUUAGCCAAUCUCAUUAGUGAUACUGGCCCAAAUGGAGAAGAUAGAGUUUUGAUCAAAGCAGUAGCAGAUUUCAAAUAAAUAUGUGAUCUGUUAGAAGAGGAGAUAAUCAGAUUGAACAAUAUUAUAAUCGAUAACAAUAAUGCGAAAACUGCUUUUCAGCUAAAUAUUAAACAGUUAAGGGAGAAUCUACAAUAGGAAACUGAAAGACAUUUUAUUGAAAAACAAUAGUUGAUAGAUUAAAACAGAAAACUGAGUGACUAUCAUAAAUAACAAAAGUAGUUGAAUGAGCAAAGACAAAAUCGUCUGCAAAUGAAAAUCGAAGAUCUCAGUUCAUAAAUCAUGUAAUUAAAAUUGAAUGAAUAAAAGAUGCACAAGAUAUAUAAAGAGGAAUUAGAAAUUAAGACUUUAAAAUUGAAUACUGAACUUGCUUAAGUCAAAUUUGAAAAAUAAGAUUAAAAUGAGAAGUUUGAAAUUGAAAGAAGAUCCUAUUUAAAACAAUUGGAAGUCUUUAGUACUAAGUUGAAUGAGGUCAAAAUGGAAUUAAUAAAUGAAUACGAGUAUAAGAUUUAGUCGUAAAGAAUGAAAAUGGAUAAUUAAAUUCAAAAACUUAAAGAUGAUUGCCAAGAUUAUAAAAAUUAAACUUUGUAAUAUAUUGAAAAAAAUAAAAUCUUGCAAUUCUAAAUAGAUAGAUAUUAACCAUAUACUGCGAGUUUGGAGAAGGAUAUUCAAGAUUUAAAAUACAAAGUCUUUCUGUUUGAUGAGCAAAUGAAAGGCAAGGACUCAAAACUCCUUCAAAAGGACAUAUUAAUAGAUUAAUUAAAUGAAUAGAUCAAGAGAUUGAAACAUGAUAAAACUCAACCAGGAACUAGAGAAAAUAUAAGGAAGUAAGGCACAGUAGUCUAAAAUAAUAAGAAUUCAUCUCCAGAUAAAGUGUAAUAGUAAAAAACCAAUCCAUAAUCAUAAUAUAAGUAGAUUGUCAAACAAAGAGAACCAAUUAAAUAAACCAGCAAUCCUGAAUCAGCUGUUCAAUCUUCUUAUAAAAGAACAUCCAUUUAAAAAGAUGAAUUUAAUUUCGAAGAAACUACAAUUGAGUAAUACGUUGAAAAUAAUCGAUAAGAAAUAAUGCAAUCUAUUUAGCAACAAAGUCGAUAAUCCUCGGUGGAAGACAAACCUACUCAAUAGAUAUAAAUAAUAAAAAUUGUAUCUAAUGAACCAACUUCAACGAUUAAAACUAACAAUGAAGGAUUGCAAAACACAAGCAUUCAAUACAAUAAAUCCUUAUAGACCACCUAGAGAGCUUGGACAAUUUAAAAUGAUUUUGGAGUUUAAUGUGAUCUGAUUGAAAUGGAUUCUAACACAUCAUCUUAUUACACUUCAGAUGCACAGUUGGCAAGGUGUAAGAAUGAGAUUAUUAGACUUAAAGAAGAGUUUGAAUUUAAAAUAAAGUGCAGUUAAGAUGAAAUCACUGAUAUGCAAGAUUUGAUGAAGAUCUCAUAGGUUAAGAAUGAAUAACUAGUUGAAUCAAUGAAAAGAGAAUUUGAAUAAUAGAUAUAAUAAGAAUUAUUAAAGAAGGACAUAGAGAUUUCCCAAUUGUUAGAAACUAUCAAAGACAAAGAUUAUAGUAUUAAAAGCUAUAUAGAUUCAGAACAAUUAUAUGAACUCUUAAUUGAAGAUUUGAAUCUAAAAUUAAAAUAGAAGGAUGAAGAAGAAUUGCAACUCCUAAAAAAAUUCCAAGAGUAGGUUGAAUAACUAAAAAGUGAAAAUGAAAUAGAGUAAAAACGACUCUUAGAAUUAACUGAAAAUCUAAAAUUAAAUCAUAAGCAGGAAAUGGAAAAUUUAAAUAAUUAACAUCUACUGGAUCAGGAAUAACUUACUUAAGAAAGGAAAAAGCUUAAGGAACAAUAAGCAGAUCAUGAAAUCUUUAUGAAAUAAACUACAGAGUUAUUAGAGUAAGCGAAAUCUAAAGAAUACUUAUUAGAUAGUUAUAGAAGAGAAUUAUUAAAAACAAAUGAAAUCGUUAAAUAUUUAUCAUUAGAGAUUGAAAAUUACAAAAAAAUAAACAAUAUUUUUAGAACCAAAAAUGAUCAUAUUUCUUAAAAUUUCCUGUAUAAUGGAAUGGGAUUUCUACCUACUGAAGUUUAAGAUAAAAUAAAGAAUAAAAUGAAUAAAGCUAAAUAUAAGUAGAGUGUGCCCUCAAAUAUACCCAAGGAUGCUUAUGCUAUGAACUUUUAACUCUAGAAGGGUUCUAAAAUGAAACCUGCUAAGUUAGCAUCGAUGACUAACAAUAUCUAAGAUUUGAAAAAUUAAAAAUAGGAGAUCAAAGUUAAAAUUGAAUAAUUGAAUGAAGGAAGUGAUGGACUGCCAAAAAUUAAUUCAAAAAAUGUUUAUGAAUUAGAGAGAUCUCAUUCUGAAUCAAAACAAAAGAUAUUAAAUAAAAAUAUUAGAUCAAAAACUUAACAAGAAGAUUAUGUUGAAACUAAUGAUCCUAAAAGAAUCAUUUAGGAUAUCAAUUAAAAGGAAUUGCUAUUGAUUUAACGUAGUCAAAUGCUACUAUCUUAGCUGAAUGUAACGGCAGAAAAUUAUUAAAAAUAAAACCAAAAAAAAACAAAUUAUAGUACUUGUAAAAUAUGA
Messenger RNA from Paramecium tetraurelia, 2808 nucleotides. RefSeq lists its product as uncharacterized. NCBI's taxonomy places the organism in Eukaryota, Ciliophora, Oligohymenophorea, Peniculida, Parameciidae. The record is from RefSeq and is a predicted model, not a curated record. The transcript has 7 exons.